Molecule: messenger RNA, 861 nt
Organism: Candidozyma auris
Lineage: Eukaryota; Fungi; Ascomycota; Pichiomycetes; Serinales; Metschnikowiaceae
Product: S-formylglutathione hydrolase
Exons: 1
Coding region: 1-861 (286 amino acids)
Biological process (GO): formaldehyde catabolic process
Cellular component (GO): cytosol
Molecular function (GO): S-formylglutathione hydrolase activity
Source: RefSeq, a predicted model, not a curated record
AUGUCUCUCACCACCAACGCCAAAAUUGCCCAAUUCCAUGGCUUUUUACACAAAUUGUCACAUGAGUCUCUGACCACGAGAACAAAAAUGGACGUGAACGUUUUCGUUCCUUCCUCAUCCAACAACAGAAUACCAGUCUUGGUCUACUUGUCUGGCUUGACUUGUACUCCAAAUAACGCCACGGAAAAGUCCUUUUUCCAAUACUUUGCUGCCAAGUACGGCUUUGCAAUUGUCUUCCCAGACACCUCUCCACGUGGAGCAAACAUAGCUGGAGAGGACGAUUCGUGGGACUUUGGCACUGGUGCUGGGUUCUAUGUGGAUGCCACGGUGGAGCCCUGGUCUAAAAACUACAACAUGUUUAGCUACGUUCAUAAGGAGCUUUUAGAAACACUUGCGGAAGCUUUCAAGGAAUUGGAUUUCGACAAUGUGUCUAUCACGGGCCACUCAAUGGGUGGUAUGGGGGCUCUCGCAGGGUUCUUGAAGAAUCCUGGCAAGUACAAGAGUGUUAGUGCUUUUUCCCCAAUUUGCAAUCCAACAGACUGCCAGUGGGGAGAGAAGAACUUCGGUAACUAUUUGGGAUCGGACAAAGCUCAAUGGGCUGCUUACGACCCUACUCAUUUGAUCAAGAAUUACAAAGAUGAGAACCAGCCCCCUAUUCUUAUUCACCAAGGUGACGCCGACAACUUCUACAAGACUCAAUUGAAGCCAGAAAAUUUUGUGGCUGCAGCUAAGGAGGCUGGCUACAAGGGAGGUGUCGAUUUGAACGUGGUGAACGGUUACGACCACCUGUACUUCUUCAUCAGCACCUUCGUCGAGGACCACGCUAAGCACCAUGCCAAAUACCUCGGUUUGUCGCAAUAG